CUCGAAAUCAAUUGUUUUUCCAAGAAACGAAGAGUCUUAAAAUUUGGAUGUCAAGUUUUGGACUCCCCACCGAAGAAUCUUAAAAGAAAUAAUGAAAAGCUCUUUUCGAAGAAAACCCUCCAAGGGAAGUACUCACUAACUUGAUCGAGUGUGUGGUCCCUUUCCUCCCUAUAUAUAUACAUGCUCCAAUUUGUGUUUUUACAAUACAAUACCAACAGAGCAGAGCUAUAGUUACAUAAACAACAGCAUUUUUUCAACUCUCUGUCAGGCUACAUACGUUUCCUGUUAAUUUGAUGGCUUACAUUCCUCCACACAAGCGGUAUUCCAAGGAUGUGAGAAGGGCAUCCCCAAUUCCAGAGACACUGCAUCGUCAGUUUAAAAGAAAUAUGAAUUUGAGAGCAUCCACUUCUCAUUUAGAUAAGAGUGGAAAGAUCGUUUACGCAGACCGUUGCAUAUCUAAAUGGUUCGCUGUUGGUUUGGACGAUGAUGACAACUUUCCUCCUCACAUCCAUCUCGAGCCGAUUUCCUUGGAAUAUGUUGAGCGUAAAAGUGGAGAAAAGCCUCUGGUCUUGGUGAAUAGCGUUGUAACUGAAGAGGAUAGCAAAUUGGAAAGGAAUUGCUCCAGAAGUCCAUGGGAGAUUAUAGCUGAAGAAGUACAGCAAGAACUACUCUCUUCUUUCGAAAUCUUGAGGAAUGAAAUGGAUGAUCAGGGUUCUGAAAGAGUAAAGCCAACAUUGGUUGCUCGAUUGGGAAAAUUUCUUUUUCAUGGGAGCCGUUCAAUGGCACUAGAAAGUGUCGAUAAAAUUCAGGUUGAAGAAGCCAUUUUGAGACAACUCAGAAGAUCAUUGUACACAAAUAUUCCUUCUUCAUACAUGGAGAAUAUUAUAGAUGGAGUGGUCCCAGUGAUUGGAGUUGAUUUUGAAGAGGAGAAAGAUGUUUAUCAUGUAAAGUUGUCUGAUAAUACACGGCCAGAUGCCACUAUUUCAUGCAAAUGCAGUGUGCUGGAAAAUAAAAAACUUCUCCUCUACAAGGUUGAACUAAACCCAGUGCGCCAGAUGGUCAUAGAUGUAUCAUGUCUUGAUAAGAAUCUGGACCUCAGGCUAAUGCUUAGCACCAAGAGGAUCUUAACAACUCUAACUGAUGACGAGAUGAAUAGCAUUAGAGAUCUGAUCAAUUCUGCAGUUCUAGAUUCAGAUAUGAAGGGUGGAUUAAGAUGGCCCCUAGGGAAGGCGUCUUCUGGUGGUAGAUAUAGCGUCACUGGGGCUUGGCACACAGUAACCAAAGCCUAUAAAAGUUCAUCGUUUAGGCUUAAAGUAAGAGAUGCCGAUCGAUUUGAUUUUAGGAGUGGAGCUGGGGAAGCUGCAAGAGAGAUUUAUCUGAAGUUGAAAAGAAUUGUUUCAGAAAUACAGGAACCGGGAGCUGAAAGUGAUUCAAUCUCCAAGAUGCUCGAGGACAGCUUAAGACUGAUAUGGGACAAGUUCUUAUGCUGCGAACGGUUUCUAACAUGAACACUCUCCCGUUUGGAAGGGGGGAAAGCCCCAUGGCUGGAACCUAUUCCAUCACGAGGCGCUGUCUGCGAGUCCAAAUUCUCUCCUCUCGUUUAACUUUUCGCUUGCUUAUAUGUAAUUCAUUGUUUUCGCUUGUUCUUGAGGGUAAGGUCAUUUGUGUGUGAUAUGAGGAGAGAUGCUGGAAAAACAAAAAAACAAAAAUUCUAUAAUUUCUUUACAGUUUUA
Populus trichocarpa (black cottonwood) is the source of this 1733-nucleotide messenger RNA. RefSeq lists its product as uncharacterized. Bases 294 to 1508 code for a protein of 404 amino acids. NCBI's taxonomy places the organism in Eukaryota, Viridiplantae, Streptophyta, Magnoliopsida, Malpighiales, Salicaceae. The transcript has 8 exons. The record is from RefSeq and is a predicted model, not a curated record.